Phragmites australis (common reed) is the source of this 2064-nucleotide messenger RNA. RefSeq lists its product as uncharacterized. The coding region runs from base 1 to 2064 and encodes 687 amino acids. Gene Ontology annotation, cellular component: nucleus. NCBI's taxonomy places the organism in Eukaryota, Viridiplantae, Streptophyta, Magnoliopsida, Poales, Poaceae. The transcript is spliced from 6 exons. The record is from RefSeq and is a predicted model, not a curated record. Gene Ontology annotation, biological process: regulation of DNA-templated transcription. Gene Ontology annotation, molecular function: DNA-binding transcription factor activity, RNA polymerase II-specific; RNA polymerase II cis-regulatory region sequence-specific DNA binding.
AUGCGAAGAGGAGAUUGUGGUGGCAUCCUCUUCAAGACUGCCACGCCGCACGAGGAACGCGAGCACCAGGGGCUCCCCCCUGCGAUGUCUCACCGCUCCGCGCAGAACCUGCAAACUGCAGAGUUACUUUUUGCCACCCGCCGGUGGCAGUAUCGAAGGGUUCACUGGUUCGUCUCGAGGACGGGAGAGAAGGUGUUGCCACUCUUCAAGCUUUGGAAGAAAACGAUCACUUCUUGUGGAUUCCAGAAGCAGAGGAAACCUUCCAAGAUCUCAAAAGGUCUUCAACGACCAGUAUACUACGUCAGUGAAGCCUUACACAACGCGGAGGCUCGGUACCCACAGGCACAGAAGCUGCUAUACGCCAUGCUGAUAGCCUAUCGCAAGCUCAGGCACUACUUUCAGACCCACAAAAUCAAGGUAAUCUUCUUGCUCCCGAUUAGAGAAAUUCUCAAUAGCAGGGAUGCAGCAAGGAGAACAACGAAGUGGGCAGUAGAGCUCAGGGAGUUCGAUAUUCAGUUUGUCCCCAGAAUGGCUAUCAAGUCCCAGGCACUGGUUGACUUCAUGGCCGAGUGGUCAUCCUUUGAGCCCGAGCAUGAACAACAACUAGAGGCGGACGAGCACUGUACCAUGCACUUUGACAGGUCAUUCACACUGAAGGGAGCAGGGGCAGGAGUGGUCUUGACAUCACCAACCGGCGACACCCUCAAACUCUUACUGACCCCGAAGUUUCAGACUCUGCAAUCCUUGCUUCCAACCUCGGAGGUAGUGCUGAUGGCGGCCGAGAAGUCCGUGUUCAUCGACCAGGUGUACGCGCAGCCGCUGACCGCGGAGGAGAUGGUGGUGAGGUACCUCGGGAGCUCUGGCUAUGGUGGUGCCCGCUUCGAGAGCGUGGCGCCAGCUUCUGUGCACGUUGGUGGUGCUCAAUUCUCUGGCGUCGCCCCUGUCGACGUGGGCUCCCUCGUGGCGCGGAUAGGCAUGACUCCGACGGGGUUCGAAAUGCCAGAGGGGGCCCUUGCGGCCGCCGGCUACGGCACCGUUGAUGCUGUUCCCGAUGAGGUUGCGGUGGCUCAGCAACCAAGCGACGGCAAGCCGGCGCCGUUCAAGGGAUCGUGGACAGUGGAAGAGGACAACAUACUGAAAGACAUGGUGCAGCAGCAUGGUGACCGGAAGUGGUCGGUGAUAGCAGGGUCUCUCCCAGGCCGGAUCGGGAAGCAAUGCCGCGAGAGAUGGAUCAACCAUCUACGCCCUGACAUCAAGCAAAAUGACGUAUGGACCGAGGAGGACGACCUGAUGCUUAUAGACGCGCACAAGUACUACGGAAAUCGCUGGUCAGCGAUCGCAAAGUACCUCCCGGGCCGGUCAGAGAACGCCGUGAAGAACCACUGGAACGCGACGAAGCGCAGCUUGAAGGCGAAACGCCGACUGAAGAAGAAGAAGAGCGAGCAGGCGCCACCCGGCCAGUUUUCCGUCCUAGAAGAGUACAUCCGCAACCUGGACCAGCAGGCCCCCAAGCCUACGGCGCCGCCGACGGUGCACACGCCACCGCACCUCCCUGCGUAUAGCGGGCUGGUCCAUCCGGGCGUGCCCACGCUGGCAGCCAGCUCCAACCCGCCCGAGAUGUGGAUGAAUUUCAGUGCCGCCAACUCGGCUGGGUCGUCGUCCCACCUGGGGACGAUAAAUCUCAGCAGACCGCUGGUGCCGGACCUGAACACCAGCAGUGACCCGCAGCUGUACUACUACCUGAGCUGCCCGAUGUACCUUCCGGCGCCGGCGCCACAGCUGCAACAGGCUACACAAGACCCUCAUCAGCAUGAUUACACCAGGUUCAACUAUGCAUUCGCUGAUUACCACACGAUGGACGGUGAGCUUGGUAGGUACUACGCAGGCGAAUCCUUCAGUAAUGUCAAUGCCAAUGGAAACGGCUACUACAGCGAGGCAGGGCCGAGCAGCGCCGGCGGCAGUGGUGAUCCGGAUGGCACCGACGAUGUCGUUGAGCUGGCGUCGAGGGAAUUCCUGACGCCCACCAAAGAUGAGGUCACUCUUGACUUGACCAGGUUCAAGUGA